Adineta steineri is the source of this 1659-nucleotide messenger RNA. The record is from the annotation of a GenBank genome assembly. Lineage: Eukaryota; Metazoa; Rotifera; Eurotatoria; Adinetida; Adinetidae.
AUGACAAUUGCACAAGAAUUAAAUAAUCGCCCAAAGAUUUCUAUUCAACAAGAUUCACAAUCAUUUAUUAAUCAAAUUUCAAUUAUUACAUCAAAAAAACCAAAAUGGGACAAAUGGAAUCAAAAUGCCAUCAUUGUAGCUGGUGGAAAUGGACAAAGACAGAAAUUAGAUCAACUCCAUUGCCCUAAAGGAAUCUUUAUUGAUCAAAAGAAAAAUAUUUUCAUUGCUGAUUCUGGAAAUCAUCGUAUUGUUGAAUGGAAAUAUAAUGCAAAGCAAGGACAAAUCAUUGCAGGUGAAAAUGGCAGAGGAAAUCGAGUGGAUCAACUAAAUGGUCCAACAGAUGUGGUUGUUGAUCAACAAACUCACUCGAUCAUUAUUGCUGAUCGUUGGAACAGACGAGUGAUUCAAUGGGUGAAUCAAAAGCAACAAAUUCUCAUUGACGAUAUUGACUGUUUUGGUUUAGCAACAGACAAACAUGGAUUUCUUUAUGUUUCAGAUUGGAAGAAGAAUGAAGUGAGACGAUGGAAAAUGGGAGAAUAUAGCAAUGAAGGAAUUAUAGUGGCAGGUGGAAAUGGAUAUGGAAAUCAACUCAAUCAAUUUAAUUACUCUGCUUAUAUCUUUGUUGAUGAAGAUCAGUCUGUUUAUGUAUCCGAUUGGACCAAUCAUCGUGUGAUGAAAUGGAGAAAAGGUGUAAAACAAGGAAGAAUUGUGGCUGGAGGAAAUGGUCAAGAGGGAAACCUCAAUCAAUUGUCUUAUCCUGCAGGAGUAAUUGUUCAUGAUUUGGGUCAAAUCUAUGUAGUCGAUAGUGGGAAUGAUCGAGUAAUGCGUUGGUGUGAAGGAAAAGAAGAAGGUAAAGUUGUUGUUGGUGGAAAUGGUGGAGGAAAUCAAUUGAGUGGCCCCCUGGGUAUAUCUUUUGAUGAUGAAGGAAGCCUUUAUGUUGCUGAUAGUGCAAAGAAUCGAAUUGUAAAAUUUGAAAUAAAUAUGGAGGAAAUAACACAAAUGAAUCGUUUUAGUGAUAUUGAUUGUUUGUUUGAAAAAUUAACACAUGUUUAUGGUUUUCUUAGUGAAGAACUUGUUCCAAUUGAAAAAGCAUUAGAACAAAUAGAAUCUCAAAUUGCUAAUCUACCAGCUUAUAUUAAAGUAGCAAAAAGACAUUGUCAUUAUCCAUCAGAACAUGGUUUAACACAUGGUGAAUCAGCAUCAAUUUAUAUUUAUACAAUGGAAUGGGAUGAACAAACUUUAUAUCGUGUUUUAAAUAAAACUUUAAGAAAUGAAAAUAGACAUUUAUGUAAAAUCUGGUUUCCUUAUUUGAAAUUAUUUGAUACAGCAUUAAAUAAAUUACCAACUGUAAAAGAAGUUGUAUGGAGAGGUAUUACUGCAGAUAUUGGAAAAAAUUUUACUAAAAAUCAAAAAAUAACAUGGUGGAGUAUUAAUUCAUGUUUAUCAUCAGUUAAUGUUAUCAAAGGAUUUCUUGGAAAUGAGAAAAACUCUACUACGCUAUUAAUUGAAGCAUUGAACGGCAAAAAAGUAUCUGGUUAUACGAAAUAUGAAAGUGAAGAUGCAAUCAUUUUAAGAGUGGGAACAGAAUUUCGUGUAAAAAGUGAUGCAUUAGAGCAUCCAAAAGGAUCUUAUGUUGUUCAUUUAAUUGAGAUUGAUUAG